CUCGUCUCCCCUGGCUGGGAAUCAUGCUCCUUGGCAGCGCAGUAGGACCGCACCUGGAGAGCGAAUCCGUCCUCGUUGCAGAUAUCAUCUUCCCCCAACGUGGUGUCGAACUCACCGGAUAGCGUGGACAGGGAUUUGCACUUUGUAUAUCGCGCUCGAAGAUCCAAUCAAGAUGAUCGCGUCGCAGUCUUCUCGUCACAUGCUGCGUGCCGUCGCUUCACGGGCGUCGAUCAAGGCUCCAGCGGUGGCCAGGCCAUCAGAAGCAGUCGCAGCAGCAGCGGCCGCUUCUGCUUCUCGGCGCACGUUCAGCAGCGGCACAGGUGUCGCUCGAAACGGCCGCUCGAACUCAGGUGCUGUCCCAAAUGUUGAUCAACGCCGGAUCACCACCUCCUCCAUGGGCCGCGAUGCAGAGAAGCCUACACACGCAUCUACGGACGAGCACAUCGUGCCCUACCCUGAUCUGCAUGAGCGUGACCCGGACGACAUUGGUCACUCCACCACCGGUGGCAAGGUGGGACCGCACACGAAGCGAACGCUCGCUUCCUUCUCCAUGGACUCAAAAGUCUGCGUCGUGACCGGCGCCGCACGGGGUAUCGGCAACCUGAUUGCACGUACAUUUGUCGAGUCUGGAGCCAACUCGAUCGCCGUGCUGGACCUGAAUGCGGCGGAAGCGCAGCAGGCCGCGAAGGACAUCGAGGCGUGGUUCCUCGAGCAUGGCCAGGUGUCCGAGGGCGAGAUCGAUGUGCAGGGCUACGGUUGUGACGUGUCGAACGAGGACAACGUCAUGCGCGUCAUGCAGGACAUCAAGGAUCGCUUUGGCAAAAUCGAUGUCGUCGUCAACUCGGCCGGCAUCGUUGAGAACUUCCCCGCGACGCAGUACCCGACGAACAAGAUGAAAAAGCUGUACGACAUCAACAUCAACGGCAGCUACUACGUCGCGCGUGAAAGCGCUAAGCACAUGCUCGCCGAUGGGACCAAAGGCAGCAUCAUCCUCGUCGCCUCUAUGUCCGCCGGCGUCGUUAACAUCCCUCAGCCUCAGGCACCGUACAAUGCCUCUAAGGCGGCCGUCCGUCACCUCGCCGCCUCCUUCGCCGUAGAGUGGGCCAAGGCCGGCAUUCGCGUCAACUCGCUCAGCCCCGGUUACACACUAACAUCGCUCACGCGCACCAUCCUCGAGAGUAGCCCUGCAGGUCGGGAGCUGAGAGAGACGUGGGAAAACCUAACGCCCAUGGGCCGCAUGGCCGACCCCGAGGACCUGAAAGGCGCCGUCAUUUACCUCGCAAGCGACGCCAGCGCCUUCACGACGGGCACAGACCUCCUCGUCGAUGGUGGUUACACUGCUACUUAAUAGAUUUAGAGGUGGCGAAACCUUGUCUUCCAGUCAAAAGCACAUUUCGAAUUGCAUUAAUAGACCUUGCCGCCGUCUCAUGAAACCUGGCAUUGAUUCAUCCUUCUCUCUUCCUUACUCGGGUUCUUUCUUGUUCCCUCUUGCUAUUUCGGGGGUUCACUUUAAUAACGGUCGAUCUGUCCUGUAUCUUAAGCAUUCGCCCAUCCUGCUCAUCAAUCAAUCGAGAAAUGCUCACUCGCAACAGGGCAUUUCUUUGCACGC
Molecule: messenger RNA, 1609 nt
Organism: Tilletiaria anomala UBC 951
Lineage: Eukaryota; Fungi; Basidiomycota; Exobasidiomycetes; Georgefischeriales; Tilletiariaceae
Product: NAD(P)-binding protein
Exons: 5
Coding region: 173-1348 (391 amino acids)
Cellular component (GO): intracellular anatomical structure
Molecular function (GO): oxidoreductase activity, acting on NAD(P)H, oxygen as acceptor
Source: RefSeq, a predicted model, not a curated record